AAACAACAACAACCAUGGCAACAAGCACGCUGAUGAAGAGACAGUCGAAGAAAUAAUCGCCUGGAGAUCGCGUGUCCGCAUCGAGACAUCCGUCACAGAGCCGACCGAGGAUGCUGUUCGAGGACCGGGUCCUGUACCACGUGGAUGGGGGUGCAUGCUCCCCGGGGAGCUCUCUCCCCGGGGAGCGCCUGCCGAGGAGGUGGCCCCGGACUGAUCCGUCACGGAUCUGGAUCCCCUCUCGCCUGCUGCCCAACAGGAGCAGACGCGAUCAGGAUACCAAGAAGAGUGCCUUCCACAUGCUGCAGAGAUACGAGUCUCGGGACUUCGAGAACUCCUUCUCCGUCUACUCCGACUCUGACGAAGAGUACUUCCACGACUACGCCAAGAGCUCGAAAGCCAUCGCUUCAACCGGAUCUCCGGCGGGAGACGGUUCAUCUAAGAAGUCGAUGACCAACGGUUUGACCGACUCGUCCGACAGAUGCUCGUACCAGAACCUCGUCGUGGAGCUGCCCCCUCGGAGAUUGGACAGAAGUCCUCUCCCGACUUUAGAGGACAUCCUCGUCAUCAGGUCGACAGACGAGCUUUCCGACCUCGGCGUCUUCGUAGAGUCGACCCAUCCGCUUGUGGAGAACGGCGAAAUGGAUCGUGAUCGUGACUCGCCGAAACAGAAUUGUGAUCGUGGCUCGCCGGAGGGACCGGCCGUGAUCGAGGCGGAGUUCGCCUACCACAAGAAGAAAUCCGGGGACGAUCCGUCGUUCGAGAGGAAGGUCGGGUCGAAGAGGGAGAAGAGGAACAAGACCAGGGCGAAGAUCACCAUGCCGCUGGACCACUUCCACCAGGCCGUCGACUCGGACGGGAUCCCCGAGGAGGACGCGUUCUACGAGAGCGUCGUGGGGGGGAAGAAUCAUCGCGACAAUGCACGGGAGCACGUGGCCGUCGACGACGUCCGGGAGUUUCCGGAGCUGGGCUCCUUCUGGGGCGAGGGGGCGCCGCCGCCCCGUGGUGAGGAAGAAGUCGAAGUACGCGCCGAGGGAGUGACGUCGACCAGACAGAGGGGAGAGGGGGAGGAGGAAGUCGGGGGCAGGAUCCUGGUGGUGGCCGACAUCCCGGAGGACGUGGACCGAGAGAUGGUGGUGGAUUUGGUGUCCGACUACGGCCAGCUGCUGGAGAUGGAGACCUGCGGAGGGUUCUCGAAGGCGGAGUUUUGGAUACCCCCCGAUGUGGAAUUGGAUUGGCUCAUCAGCUGCUUCGAUGGUCAUCAGCCGUUCGGCGCUUAUUCGACCGUGUUGCACUGUUACGAGAAAGAGAGCUGACCUGCCGGAUGAAUCGCUCGUUUUUAACUAUGUGAAUCAUUACGAAGCAAAUAAUGUAUUUUAAUAAUUGAUUUAAUGUGAAACUGCAAAGCUUUUUAAACGUGUUUUAUCGGGCGGGGGGAAUCCAUUUUAAGAAUCGUUACUA
This is a messenger RNA of Uloborus diversus, 1458 nucleotides long. RefSeq lists its product as uncharacterized. The transcript has 6 exons. Lineage: Eukaryota; Metazoa; Arthropoda; Arachnida; Araneae; Uloboridae. Bases 111 to 1313 code for a protein of 400 amino acids. The record is from RefSeq and is a predicted model, not a curated record.